Molecule: messenger RNA, 5602 nt
Organism: Chelonia mydas (Green sea turtle)
Lineage: Eukaryota; Metazoa; Chordata; Testudines; Cheloniidae
Gene: CDKN1A
Product: cyclin dependent kinase inhibitor 1A
Exons: 2
Coding region: 3181-3678 (165 amino acids)
Biological process (GO): regulation of mitotic cell cycle; signal transduction by p53 class mediator
Cellular component (GO): nucleus
Molecular function (GO): cyclin-dependent protein serine/threonine kinase inhibitor activity
Source: RefSeq, a predicted model, not a curated record
UUAAGAUGGUUGACGGGAGCAAUAGAGUCAUAAAGCUCACAAGUAAGGCGAGUGAAGCCUGCAAAUGACCCAGAAUAGUUCCACUUCCUCCCUCUCCAGACAUGCUUUGCCUAGAAACUGCAAUAUUAAUGAGACCAAGCCCCAGAUCGUUCCAGAGAUCUGCAAUAAAUGGGCUGCAGACAGAUGGACUUUAAAACUUGUUUCCUUGCUGCUGUUCUUUUUGCCCAUAGAAUUUCCUUUCCCAACAUGGGUGUAUGGGAAGGAAGGGGCUGCACUGAGCCCAAAAAUCCUGCUGUCAAGUUCACUCGCUUCCAGGAUCUCCUCUCUGCUGUCUCUCUCGAAACCAAAAUCCUGCUGUGGCUGAAGACUUGGAUGUUUAGCUUGAACAUACACGGCGCUCUUCAAAGGAUCCCCAAAAUGCAUCUGAUGAAGUGAGCUGUAGCUCACAAAAGCUUAUGCUCAAAUAAAUUAGUCUCUAAGGUGCCACAAGUCCUCCUUUUCUUUUUGCGAAUACAGACUAACACGGCUGCUACUCUGAAACCUGUCAAAAUCUUACUGUAAUUAAACCUCCCCCUAUACUCCUCCUUGUGCUAGGCCAGUCUCUCGUGUCACUUUGGGACAUGUAAGACUUGCCAAGGUCACGCAGCAGGCUCUCUGCACUCUGAGUGCAAUUGACUUGAUCACUGCACCCAACUUAAUUUCCUAUUGAGAUCCUGCCACCUGUAAGAAACUGGCUUAGGGAAGCGAUGACUCCUGUUUCUUAGAGGGCUCAGGGUGAGCCGAGCCAGUGACAAGUUGCCUUUUGCUUACCUGAAGCACUUGCCUAGAGCUGCGUAGUUGUUCGGCACUGCCCUGGCACCCACUGGUGACCACAAACCUUGCCCUGUAUCAGCUGCUUGUUCAAGUCUGCAGGGUUCUGUAGCAGAAUUUAAUGGGACUUGCAAGAAAGCUUCAUUGUAUGACAGGAAAUGAAAAUGACUUCAAUGGUUCUUCAAGUCAUCAAACUGACUCUUCAGGAAAUUAAAAGUAAAGACCAGCCCUGUGUUGUCCGCACUCAGCAGCUUCCAACACACACAAUCAGGAGCGGAGGAUGAAGCAUUAGUCUUAAUGCGAGGUUGUGCAGUUUUGUGGCACACUGAUCCUGUGAGGGGCUGAGUAGCUUAGCUGCAGGCUUGUCUGAUGUAGCACUUCAGUGUAGACACUACCUACACUGAUGGGAGAGGCUCUUCCCGAGAGGCCGUAGCUUGGUCGACGGACGAAUUCUCCUGUUGACCUAGCGCUGUCUAUAUGAGGACUUAGGUCUGUUUAACUAUGCUGCUCAGGGGUGUGGAUUUUUCACAUCCCUGACUGAUGCAGUUAAACCGACCUCACUUUCUACUGUAGACCAGGCUUUUGACUCCAGUUUAAGUUUUAGUGGUAGGUGUUGAGAAUGCUCAGUAUCUCUCAGGAGUGGGUAUUCUUGCAUUCUAAUGGGUGUGGGUGUUUGCUUUCAGAUGUAGCAGCCAGUUGAAACUUGUUACCUGCCAGGGCUUGUUUGGACAUGUAGGAACUUGACUGACUCACAAUGAUGUCAUUCCACUGAACUGUUUACAAGGGUGUGAACUGUCAGGCGAUAUGAAGGUUGAGUUCUAUUUUUAAUCUCUUAGCCUCUUCCUCUCUGGGUGAAAAGGCAAGAACAGGACAAGCUGGAUCAAUAGAAUAUUAUAGGCACUGAGGCCAUUAAAGGUUAAGGUUCAAGAUAUACAAGCCAAAUGUGGCCUUUAGGCUCUGUGGUGACUAAAUGUCUUCCAGACUAAUAGCAUAAAGGCUAAAUUGUUGCUGCCAAAGGACAGUGUGAGGGCCAAGAUGAGCAAACAGUUCACGGCUAAUUAAAGCAGUGAAAAUAACUUUUUUCCCCCUUGCAUUACUGGAAUCAAAUUCAUUUUGAGUUGAACCCAAAACAUUGUUGGUUUUUUGUUGGCAUAUAACAGUAAAGAGAACCUCAAACUCUGUGUUCAGAUUUUCAUAAUCCUUUUUUCAAACUAUUUAUUAAAAUUGUCAAAUUCCUGAAUUGUUUUGGUUGAUGCAAAUCUGCAUUAUUAUUUUAAAAAAAAUUUUUUUUCUGGCAUAAAGCUUUGGUGAAAAUUUUGCCCCGUUUGACUGCUAAUAACUUACUUGGCUCUAGCUUUCUGCUCAUGGGCCUAUUGUGACUGCCCUCUGUCCAUUGUGGGGUGGAUGUUUUGUACUGAGCAUCCUCUGUUCCUGCUGCAGUCAGUAGAAGCUUCCCAUCAGACUCUAUGGGAAUAAAUUCAUGGGCUCAAACUUGGAUGAAUGCUUUUUAAAAUAUCACUGUGCCCUUUAAAACAAGUCUCCUUACAUAAUUACAAGCUGAAAAGGGAUUCCUUUAUAAUCCUGCACGUCCACAUCAGCAGGAGGGUGGGAGGUUAGAACCCUUUUGGGAUUUUCAUUAGCAAUUGGCAACUUUCUUUACCACUUAGGUGCAUCUCCUGUUUAUAGACCUCAAGUGUGGCUGCUCUUUGCCUCCAUCUGCAAAGCAGGAUCUUUAUCGGCGGUUAUCCAAGAGGUUUACCGAUAAGGGAUUACCAAAAUGGACAAGCUUGUAAUUUGUUCUAUGCAGCUUGUUCAAAGCAUAGUUCCUUGCUGCUAUGUUCUACUACUUGGAUUUAAGAAAUUCACCUAAUAUUUCCUGUUGGCUUUGCCAUCUGCUCACACAUGAAUCUGUCUCAUGCAAACUUGAAUUCAGAUCCAAUUCUGAUUUUAAAUAUCCUCCAAGUUGAGAUCCAGUCUUGUUGUAGCAGUGUCAGUCCCAGGGUAUUAGAGAUAGAAGGUGGGUGAGGUAAUAUCUCUUAUUGGACCACAGGGCUGACAGCAGGGUUUGAACCUACGACUUUGAGCACUAGAUGGAUCAGCCCUUACCACUUGAGCUCAAGGAUUAAGUCCUAUAGCUGGGAAGCUGUAGCAGAUUCAAUCCCCAUGUAAACCAGACACUAGAGGGAGACAAGUGCUUGACCCUUGCAUGGAUUACAUUACAGUACAUAGAUUACAUGGAUUACAUGAUUGCUCAGCGCUGCAUGGCGGGGAUGGUCCCAGGAGAUGCCUGAUCCCAUGGACCUCUGUGAUCAUUUACUAAUUCACUUAGUAGCCUAACUUUGAUCACUUGCGCUGCAGCUUAGUAACCAUAUGUUGCUCAUUUUCCUUCCAGCUGGAAACAUGCCUCUGUCACAGAGUAACAUGCAUCAGGCCCCCUGCAACAGGAAGAUCUGCCGAAACCUCUUUGGCCCGGUGGAUCAUGAGCAGCUCCAGAAUGACUUACAGGACUUGAUGAGGAGACAUCUGGAAGAAGCUCAACACAGGUGGAAUUUUGACUUUGAGACGGAAACACCGCUGGAAGGCAAGCUCAAGUGGGAGAGAGUCCUCUAUCCUGACAUGUCUCCUGCUUGCCUGCCUUCUCAGGACCCAAGCCACUCCAAAGGGAAUGGUGGAGAGAAGAACCAGAGCUCUCCAGCACGUAAGAUUUCUACAAAGGAUCUUAACGUGGCCCUCUCAAGUGAAGCAGUACAGACGGGCUCUGAGUCCCGCAAGACCAGCCCCCCACGGCACCUGAAACGCAAGCAGACCAGCAUAAAAGAUUUCUACAGUUCGAAGCGGAGGAUUGUCCCUUGCAAGCCAAAUCCGUGAUGCUACAGCACAAGUUGUUCUGUUUCUGUGUGCCUCUUGGCUGGGGCACAGUCAUCAGGAUGUGUCUUCAACUACUAACCCUACUGGUCCUCUGCAGCCCUCUAGGAAGACCGUUUCUAUUGAAGUCUGUGGAAGGGCUGCCUUAGGGGCUGAAUGAAGUCUGUGUAAGGACUUAGCGGCAGGAAGACUUAGUUAGAAGCCUCCCUCUGCAUUGUACUGUAUAAGCUGCCUACUGGAUCUGUCUAUUAUGAAGUGAUGCAGAGUUUAGUGUCGUAUUUAUGAAUAGGGCUAGGUGUCUAAGGACCCACUUGUGUGCAAUGUGUAUUGUGAAGGCUUUAUUUAAAAUAGAUGUGGAAUAUUUGAUUACCUCCUUUCGUAGGCCUUGGAGAAGAGGGAAUGAUAAAUGCUGAAAAUUGAGCCUUCAGAACAGGCCAGUGUGACACUCAACAAGGAGGGGUAGGAAUGAGAGUGGUAAGUCUCAACCCCCCUGACCAGCUACACCUUGCCCUCAGGACCACAGGGUAAAAGGGGUGGGUGGAGGAGAGAUGGGCCUAGAUCCUAAGCUGCUGUAAAGAGUGUUUUACUUUCACUGAAGUAAAGUGUAAAAGAGCAUAGCUCCCCAGCUGAGGCUCUGGCCCAUGGCAACUGGUCCUCAUGGCCACGGGAUGCUUAUGUACAUGCUCUUCUAAAGCCUCACUCCUGCUCCUGGGCAGCAUCAACACUCUCCAUCUGCCUGGGCAGGAGUUAGCUGUGAGUGCAGUGGGCCUGCACUGGUAGAAGGGUAUCUGUCUCAAGCUGGGGCUCUGCUUCCUGAAAAGGAAUGCUUAAGGUGGGGGUGGGAAAGGAGAUGUGUGUUGCCCAUAAAACAAGCAUCCUUGACUGCAGGGCCUACCUGAAUGAGCAGGGAGUGGAUGCUUAGCUGGGUAACCGGAUGGCGCAUCCAGCUUUCUCCCUGACUAGCUCAGAUCAAGUUCUGCUUGGUGUUUAAACUUUGCCCUCUGCUUGCUGACUUGAGGAACGGAAUAAUUUGUAGCUCCAUUCCUUGGGCCGUUCUUCUGCAUUACAGGGAGGCUGGCAGUAGGAGAUGGGGAUUGAGGAUUGUGGGGGAGGGGGGCGGAUUCUGGCAGGGUUAGACAUCUCCUCUGCUAAUACCUGCCAGUCCUGUUCACUACUUGUAAAGCUGCUUGAUGCACCCUUGAGUGGAAACAGACUACUGAUGCCACCUGGUUGUGCCCAGGCCCAAAUGCUGCACUGGCAGAUUUCAGCACUAGCCUGAGAGCAGAAUUUGUCUAAGACUCACCUUUAGUUCCCCCUGCUCUUGUCAGAAUACACCACUAGCUCCUGCCACUAGGCUCUUGCAGGGUGUGUUCUGUGUGGGAUCCAUCUACUCAGCAGUUGCUAGACUUUGUGAUUGCUACAGUAGAAUUGUAGCACCACUCUACAGCAGGGCUAAUUCCCUUCCCACUUCGCCCUCCAGAAGGAGGUUUAGCUGCUGGUCUCCCUCAUUAUGUGGUGGUUCAUGUCAUGGCUUCAGCAGUUCUAGCUCUGUAGUUAGACUCACUGCAUGUCGUCCUCUUGUGUUAGGGGCCAGAUUCUCGUGGCUCCUGCUGCUGGUUUUCAUGGCCGGUUUGUCUGUCCACAAAGGCUGCAAUCUCUGUUCGAAAUGGUCUCGAGAAACAUCAGAUUCUUAGGCACUUUCUCUCAGUGAUGGGUUCAUCCCCUCUGCUAAUGGAGUUGGACUUCUAACCCUGGACAGAACAGAUCCCUUCACACCCCCACUCCUUGCUGCACUUUGCGUUCAGGGUAACGCCAGCAAACUUUCAGCACUAAUACUUGUAUCUGUAAAUAAAAUGCUGCUGCAUCUAUUGGAAAAAUCUAGUUUAAAAAUGUAACUUUAUUAUGAAUAAACACUAUGUAUAAAUGA